Messenger RNA from Poecilia reticulata (guppy), 1882 nucleotides. The record is from RefSeq and is a predicted model, not a curated record. NCBI's taxonomy places the organism in Eukaryota, Metazoa, Chordata, Actinopteri, Cyprinodontiformes, Poeciliidae.
AUGGAGCAGAGUCAGCUGGACAGAGAAACUUUCUCCUGUUCCAUCUGCCUGGAUCUCCUGAAGGAUCCGGUGACGAUUCCCUGUGGAGACAGCUACUGUAUGAACUGUAUUACAAGAUUCUGGGAUGAAGGUGAGAGGAAGAAAAGCUACCACUGUCUUCAGUGCAGGAAAACCUUCACAUCAAGGCCAGAACUACAGAAAAACACCAUGCUAGCAGCUUUAGUGGAGCAGCUGAAGAAGACUGGACUCCAAGCUGAUGCUGCUGCUGAUCAUCACUAUGCUGGACCUGAAGAUGUGACCUGUGAUGUCUGCACGGGAAGAAAACUGAAAGCCAUCAAGUCCUGUUUAGUCUGUCUGGCCUCUUACUGUGAGAAACACCUUCAGCCUCAUUAUGAUUCAGCUCCUUUCAGGAAGCACAAGCUGGUGGAGCCGUCCAAGAACCUCCAGGAGAACAUCUGCUCUAAGCAUGAUGAGAAGUGUAUCUGUAGUCUGUGUUUAAUAGCUGAACAUAAAGCCCAUGACACAGUUUCAGCUGCAGCAGAAAGAACUGAGAGGCAGAGAGAGCUGGAGGAGAGACGAGGAAAAUUUCAGCAGAUGAUCCAGAACCAGGAAAAAGAUGUGAAGAUGCUUCAACAAGAGGUGGAGGCCAUCAAUCACUCUGCUGAGAAAGCAGUGGAGGACAGUGAGAAGAUCUUCACCCAGCUGAUCCGUCUCCUCCAGAAAAGAAGCUCUGAGGUAAAGCAGCAGAUCAGAUCCCAGCAGGAAACUGAAGUGAGUCGAGUCAAAGAUCUUCAGGAGAAGCUGGAGCAGGAGAUCAGUGAGCUGAAGAGGAAAGACACUGAGCUGGAGCAGCUCUCACACACACAGGAUCACAACCAGUUUCUCCUCAACUACCCCUCACUGUCAGCACUCAGUGAGUCGACACACUCAUCCAGCAUCAACAUCCAUCCUCUGAGACACUUUGAGGACGUGACAGCAGCUGUGUCAGAGCUCAGAGACAAACUACAGGACGUCCUGAGAGACUCAUGGACAAACAUCUCACUGAUGGUCACUGAGGUGGAUGUUCUACUGUCAGGACCAGAACCAAAGAGCAGAGCUGGAUUCUUAAGAUGUUCAUGUAAAAUCACCUUGGAUCCAAACACAGCUAACAAAUGGCUGGUACUAUCAGAGGGGAACAGGAAGGCGACAGUGAUGGAUCAACCUCAGCCUUAUUCUAGUCAUUCAGACAGAUUCACUGAUUGGUAUCAGGUUCUGAGUAGAGAGAGUCUGACUGGACGUUGUUACUGGGAGGUGGAGUGGAGCGGGUUAUGUGUUCGUGUAGCAGUAGCAUACAAGAAUAUCAGCAGAGCAGGAGGUGGGAAUGAAUGUGGAUUUGGAUAUAAUGACAAAUCCUGGGCUUUAUAUUGUUACCAAAAGUUUUUACAGUUUGGUCACAACAACAUCUGGACCUCCAUCUCAGGUCCAGGUUCCUCCAGACUAGGAGUGUACCUGGAUCACACAGCAGGUCUUCUGUCCUUCUACAGCGUCUCUGAAACCAUGACUCUCCUCCACAGAGUCCAGACCACAUUCACUCAGCCACUACUGGCUGGAGUUUGGGUUGUAGGUUCUGCAGAGUUCUGUAAACCCAAAUAGAUUUCCGCUUUUGUCUCUGUGAUCGUUGAACAGUGUUUAUUGUUCCGAUAUCUUGUUCUUUUCUUCUUAAUGUUUUUGACUUAAAUGUAGUACUUCGGCUCUGUUCCAGGGUCCAUGAAGAAUAUCACUGCUGUUGUUUUCUUCCAUUCUUAUAUGACAGAAAUAUUUCUCCAUAUAUAAAUCUAAACUUCUCUCGACUACAAUAGAUUUGCUAUCAUAUCUCUAUUGGUGUAUUUGGAAGUUCUAGUUG